UACAAAUGGAGACUCUCCCUCUUCUCCUUACCCUAACAGCUGCCCUUUCUGCCUAUUUCCUUUGGUUCCACUUCCUCGCUCGAACCCUAACCGGUCCAAAAGCAUGGCCGUUCGUCGGUAGCCUCCCGGCCCUAUUCAAAAACCGAAACCAAGUCCACGAUUGGAUUGUUGGCAACCUCCAUGCAACCGGAGGUUCAGCCACCUACCAAACAUGCAUCAUCCCUCUUCCUUUCUUGGCUCAUAAGCAAGGGUUCUACACCGUCACAUGUCACCCUAAAAACCUCGAACACAUCCUCAAAACCCGGUUUGAUAAUUACCCGAAAGGACCUAAAUGGCAAACCGCAUUCCAUGAUCUUUUGGGUCAAGGGAUUUUCAAUAGCGACGGUGAGACGUGGCUAAUGCAACGUAAAACCGCGGCUCUUGAAUUCACGACACGGACAUUGAAACAAGCUAUGGCUCGAUGGGUGAACCGAUCUAUUAAGAACCGGUUAUGGUGUAUUUUGGAUAAAUCGAUUAAAGAUAAUAUUUAUGUGGAUUUACAAGAUCUUUUGUUACGACUAACAUUUGAUAAUAUUUGUGGACUUACAUUUGGUAAAGAUCCUGAAACUCUUUCACCAAAUUUACCUGAAAACCCUUUUGCUGUUGCUUUUGACACUGCCACUGAAGCUACCAUGCACAGGUUCCUCUACCCAGGCUUAAUAUGGAGGUUCCAGAAAAUUUUCGGUAUAGGAUCAGAAAAAAUGUUAAAAGAAAGUCUUCAAAUCGUCGAAACAUAUAUGAACGAUGCCAUGUCAGAUCGUAAAGGAAUCCCUUCCGAUGACCUAAUGUCACGUUUCAUGAAGAAACGCGACGUCGACGGAAAACCAAUAUCCGCCCCAGUACUCCAGCGCAUCAUCUUAAGCUUCAUCCUCGCUGGAAGAGACACAUCAUCUGUCGCUCUCAGUUGGUUCUUCUGGCUUAUUUUGAAUCAUCCUAAUGUGGAGGAGAAGAUAAUCAAGGAGUUAACGACAGUUUUAGAGGAAACUCGCGGCAGUGAACGGCAGAGAUGGACGGAGGAUCCUAUUGAUUUCGGAGAAGCGGAUCAGUUGGUUUAUUUAAAGGCGGCAUUGGCUGAAACACUACGGUUGUACCCGUCAGUGCCACAAGAUUUUAAACAAGCAGUUGCUGAUGAUGUUUUACCCGAUGGAACGGUGAUUCCGGCUGGUACAACAGUUACAUAUUCGAUAUAUUCAGUUGGAAGGUUGGAAACAAUAUGGGGUAACGAUUGUUUGGAAUUUAAGCCAGAGAGAUGGAUUUCGGUUCGGGGUGAUCGGUUUGAACCUCCAAAAAAUGGAUUCAUGUUUAUGGCUUUUAAUGCUGGGCCGAGAAUUUGUUUGGGGAAGGAUUUGGCGUAUUUACAAAUGAAGUCUGUGGCUGCUGCUGUUCUUUUGCGAUACCGGCUAUCGCUAGUUCCCGAUCACAGGGUUGAGCAGAAAAUGUCUCUAACUUUGUUUAUGAAGAAUGGUCUGAAGGUUUUUUUGCAGCCACGUAAGCUUUAAGAAGGGAAAGGGUGGCCAUGUCAGCUUGGACUGAGGGUGUUUUAUACAUUGCAUGGAAGAAAUUUGGAGAUGUUCUGUUGUAAUAUGUGUUUUAGAGUUUGUGUCUGUUUAAGUGUAAAUGUAAAUGUUUUUCUUGGGUUUGAAAUUUGGGUGUUGUUAUUUCAUAUUUGUGUAUCAAUGUUUUGUUUUUCUUCAUUGUGAAAAUUAAUAAACAUAAGUGAAAGUGGAUGUUGAAACCUAA
This is a messenger RNA of Trifolium pratense (red clover), 1779 nucleotides long. Its product is annotated as cytochrome P450 86A1-like. The record is from RefSeq and is a predicted model, not a curated record. The transcript has 2 exons. Gene Ontology annotation, molecular function: monooxygenase activity; oxidoreductase activity, acting on paired donors, with incorporation or reduction of molecular oxygen; iron ion binding. NCBI's taxonomy places the organism in Eukaryota, Viridiplantae, Streptophyta, Magnoliopsida, Fabales, Fabaceae. Bases 6 to 1538 code for a protein of 510 amino acids.